CGUAAUGGCCACAGGAGGUGACAAUGGAAGCAUGUGGUUUUGGGAUUGGAGAAGUGGUCACAAUUUCCAGCAAUCUCAAACUAUUGUUCAACCUGGAUCACUGGACAGUGAAGCAGGCAUCUACGCGCUCACCUACGAUAUGACUGGCUCAAGGCUGAUCAGUUGUGAAGCUGAUAAGACAAUCAAGAUGUGGAAAGAAGAUGAAACUGCCACACCAGAAACUCAUCCUCUUCAUUUUAAGCCUCCAAAAGACAUUAGGCGUUUCUAGUUACAAUCGCAGUUCAGAAAGCGU
Nicotiana tabacum (common tobacco) is the source of this 292-nucleotide messenger RNA. Lineage: Eukaryota; Viridiplantae; Streptophyta; Magnoliopsida; Solanales; Solanaceae. The record is from RefSeq and is a predicted model, not a curated record.